Molecule: messenger RNA, 692 nt
Organism: Symbiodinium necroappetens
Lineage: Eukaryota; Dinophyceae; Suessiales; Symbiodiniaceae
Source: the annotation of a GenBank genome assembly
GUGCGACCUCAACGGCGGCAACCUCGGACACAAUAGCGGCAGCGACCUACCCUUCGACAUGGAGCAAUCCUUCUGGCUCGGUCCUGACUGCGCUGAACACCGACCUCUGGGUGGCUGAAAGGCCGUUUAUCUGGAAUUCCAUCGAUGUAGGUGGGAAGAUGGCCGUGGUGCGCUUGCCGGACGGGGGCUUGUGGGUUCACUCGCCGGUGGAGCUUGAUGAGGAGCUCAGAGAAGCGCUGGAACAACUUGGUCCAGUUCGGCACAUCGUGUCACCGAACUUUGAGCAUGUUAAGUGGGCUGCCCAGUGGAAAGCAGCGUUUCCAGACGCCACACUCUGGGGAACGCCAGGCAUGAAGGACAAGUUCCCAAAGAUCCCUUUCGACAUCGAGCUGCCGAGCAGCGGGUCAGCUCCAGCUGAAUGGGGCGGCGCUCUUCUCCUGUGCUUUGCGGACUGUGAGAGAACGCCGCUGUUGGGCACUCCCUUCUUCAACGAAGUGCUUUUCUAUCACGUUGCCAGUGAGACGCUGAUGUGCAGCCCGGCUGAGCACUCACAUGAACCGCAAGCCCUAGCCCACUUCAGCUGCUUGCAACAAGUACGUGAACCCGCUACGACAUCGACCUGUUCUGAUGACCUUUGUCGUGAUGUUUCACUUUGUCGACCAAUCCGCCUUUGUUGUCGCAACGAGGUAUAG